AUGGGCACCGUCUCUCCCGAUCAAAUCCAGGUGGAUCCACCUGCUGCUCCUCAGUUGGAGCCCUCAACUGAGGCCCCUUCUCCAUCGUCUCCCACCACUCAGCCCGCUUCUGGUGUCGCGUCACCUAGCUCCCCCCGCGACGGCACUUCAGCCUCGGAUUUAGGAGCCUCAUCUCCCUCUUCGGCAGUGCCCUCCGCGACGCCACCUCCACCUCGGCGCAGUAACCGAGUUCGAACUCGCCCAAAGCAUUUGGAUAUUUACUUCACUCCUAUGAUACCUGGCGACGACGCUGACCCUAGUCGCCAAGCCUCCGGAGCUAAGUAUCCUCUGUCUGAUUUCGUGUCAUAUGAUGAUGUCUCUUCUACUUAUCAUGCUUUUCUGGUUGCGGUCACUUCCCAUGAUACACCUCGCACUUUCUUGUAG
Molecule: messenger RNA, 423 nt
Organism: Linum trigynum
Lineage: Eukaryota; Viridiplantae; Streptophyta; Magnoliopsida; Malpighiales; Linaceae
Source: the annotation of a GenBank genome assembly